Molecule: messenger RNA, 732 nt
Organism: Knipowitschia caucasica
Lineage: Eukaryota; Metazoa; Chordata; Actinopteri; Gobiiformes; Gobiidae
Source: the annotation of a GenBank genome assembly
AUGCUUCUCCUCAUGUUGGUCUUUAUGCUUCGGCUCUGCUCGGAUAAUGUUGAAGGAGGUGUAAUAGAGUCAGCAUGGACGUGUCAACUGAGAAAUUACUGUCUCAGGCUCAGUGAAGGUGUCGUGACGGCGGAGGCUGGACUCUGUGCGGUCCUUCCCUGUGCUUUCUAUACCCCUUUAAACCCCUCGAGUCUGGUCUGGUUCAAAUGUCAAGGCUCCAAAUGUUCUGACAAAAUAUUCCACUCCAGAAACUCAGAGAAGGUUCAGUCCAGUUUCUCAGGACGAGUGUCGCUGCUGGAUCCAGAUCUGAGCCACAGAAACUGCAGCAUCGUCAUCAACGACCUGCGUCUCUCAGACUCAGGAUCCUAUCAGCUCCGAGUCAAUAGUGACAGAGAUGGAUUCACAUUCAGCCGUAAAACAGAGCUCUCUGUAACACCUCUCCAGCAGAGGCCCUCCCUGCAGGCCCCUCCUCUCUCAGACGGACACUUGGCCUCGGUCUCCUGCUCGGCUCCUGGACUCUGCUCUGGAUCUGAGCCCAUCAUCACAUGGAGCUGGAGAGGAGCAGGAGGGAAGGACCCGCCCCCCGUCACCACGACAACCACACAGGCUGUCAAUCACAGCUCCAUUCUGCAGCUGACUCCUUCAGCGGAGCUUCACGGAGCAGAACUCACGUGUUCAGUCGCUUUUCAGACCAAUCAGACGACACACGACACGCUGACUCUCAACAUUUGA